GGCGCGGAGCAUCUUGGCUGCGGUGUUUUUGUCUCUGUCAGUGCGCGCUCCUGGGCCGAAGCGGCUGAAAGGAUUUCCAAACGGCAGGUGCUGACUGUAAGAGUGCAAGAAAAGGAAGGGAGAGCAAGGAUCCUGGGGAGGAGAGAUCCCAUCCUUGCAGCGCAAACAGCUGGUGAGAGGUGGUGUUUGAGGAGGAGCAACAGGCUCGUUAUGGCUCAGGUGCUGCACAUGGACCCCGGCUUCCCAGGGAAACUCAACCCGCCUGCUCCCCCUUCCCUGCACGGCAAAGAACAGGAGGCGCCCUACUCAGUGGAGACCCCCUAUGGCUACCGUCUGGACCUAGACUUCCUCAAAUAUGUUAACGACAUAGAGAAGGGAAACACUAUCAAGAAGGUACCCAUCCAGCGCCGGCCUCGCUAUGGCUCCCUGCCCCGUGGCUAUGGCUACACCGGCUCCUGGUGGACCUCCACGGAGUCUCUGUGCUCCAACACCAGCAUGGACAGCCGACACUCCUCCUUCUCCUACUGUGCCCCAGGCUAUCACACGUCGCAGAGGCCCAACUUCAGCACCGCCCGGGUGGAGAAGACCCUUUUGGAUGCACGCAGGAAGCUGGAGGAGGAGAAAGAAGGGCGGAGAUUCUCCAACCUGGGCAGCAUGCACAGCAGCGUAGCAGGCUCCAACACCUCUCUCAGCAGCGCGCACAGCUUCAACCGGGCCCAUGGUGGAAGUGGAUCCUUCACCCCACUGAGUUCUGGCCUGUCCACCCCAGUGACUCCAACACCAGCACACCUGCAGCACGUCAGGGAGCAGAUGGCUGCGGCCCUCAGGAAGAUACGGGAGCUGGAAGAGCAGGUGAAGACCAUCCCUGUGCUGCAGGUCAAAAUCUCCGUGCUGCAGGAGGAGAAGCGGCAGAUGAGCGUCCAGCUGAAGAGCCAGAAGUUCUUGGGUCAUACUCUGAGUUUUAGCCGAGGUCGCUCCCGAGGAGAGCUCUACAUCGACAUCCCUGAAGAAGAGGUGAGCACCGGAGCUAAGAGCAGCAACAAACCAGCAGGUCCACUGUCUCCCUCCACACCCGACGGCUCCAAGCUUCAAGAUUCAGGGUGUGAGAUAGAGGACACAGUGAUUGUGGGAGGAGCGCGGCCGGAUGCAAAGCGGGAAGUGCGCACCAUCGGAGUGGGACCAGAGGAUUUGAGGGGAAGUCAUCAGGUGGGAGUCGGAGUUCGGGAGGAGGAUCUGGGGCUGCUGCCAGAGACCCAGGCUCUCAGGAAUCAAGUGGGUCAGCUUGAGGGCCAGCUACAGAGGACGGUGCAGGAGCUGCAGGCUGCGCAGCACCAGGCUGCAGCAGUCCAGAAGGUCCCUCAGGCAGAGCAUCCAGUUCUGGCUACCAGCGUGGGCUGGCAGGAGCCACAAGGCUGCAGCCUGCACACCCUGGUCAGCUUCACACAGCCGCCCCAACAGAGGGAACAGAGGGAACAGAGAACUGUGGGAAUCCAGGUGUACACAGUGGAGCAGCCCACUGUGGUGGAGGUGGGCACGCUGCUCCGAGCAGAGACCUGCACCUCCCCCUCCCUUCAACCAGCUUCUGGAGUCGUGGAGGGCCACCACAGAGGACAAGCUGAAGAGGCUCCAGUUGAGUUGCCGAUUGCAGUCAGCUCCAAGCAGGUGCGCGAUGUCCUAAAGAGCGAGUUGUCCACUUCGGUACCUGUAGCUAACCCUGCCAUCGCUGUUAGCACGUCUGGUAAUCAGAUUGGUUUGUUGCAUUCAAAAGAGGAGGAGACACACGUGCAGACAACCGCAGAGGCUGCCCAGUCACACGAAGACCCUCAGACGGCCUCUUCUCCUCAGUCUUCUCUGAGGUCCAUUAUGAAGCGGAAAGCAGAAGGUGAACCAGGAUCUCCCUCUACAAAGAAGAACCUGCAGUUCAUUGGAGUCAAUGGAGGCUAUGAGUCCACGUCAUCAGAUGACAGCAGCAGCGAGAGCUCAGAUGAGGGGAGUGACUCCAGCGAAUAUCAUGAAGCCAGAGAAAAACUAACAGAGUCAGCAGCUCAGAACCAGCAAAUAACCCACAGCGAGGCUUCCAAGCCUGCAGAAAGCAACAGAGUACCUCAACAGACUGCCGUCAAACUACCAGCCGUCAUUCCAGACUCGCAGCAGAGUCCCAAUGAGUCCGCAACUGCAGACAUAAAACUGCCAGACAAACCCCCCCGGUCACCAGCGACAGACGCUGCAUCUGUCACCACUCUAACUCCUCCAUGUCCAGCAAACGAAGCUGCCUCUAAAGACACUGUCCACCAGUCAUCAGAAAAACUCACAGUCACCCAGGAGAUCACCUCCACAUCAUCAAACACUGAAUCCACUCCCGAACAAAGCUCCACGACGUCCUCAGCUUCCCGUUCUUCAUCGCUUUGUGUCACUAAAACCACUGAGAUCACCAAGCAGCAGUACUCCGUCGUCUCCAGCCAAUCGGAGCCAACGCCGGCAGCUGAAAGCCUGGCAAGAGACGCUGCCGCAGCAUCUGCCAAGCAAGUCAGACUGGACCUGAGUGACAGCCUGAUAUCAGCUCUUCAUGCCCUGCAGAAAGCCCUGGGGGAACCCAAUGCCUUUAGCCAACAAGGAGCAAGGGCAGCCUACACCACCGUGCUGCAGGAGUGGCUGCGCGUGUCCUGUCACAAAGCAGCGGACACGGCGGUUGUCAAGGCCUAUAUGAACACCUUCGCCUCAGUCUCCCCUCAGCUGCUGGAGUUUGUAAUCAACAUGGCAGAUGGCAACGGGAAUACAGCGCUUCACUACACCGUCUCCCACUCCAACUUCCCCGUGGUGAAACUGCUGCUGGACACUGGUCUGUGUAAUGCUGACAAGCAGAACAAGGCGGGCUACACGGCCAUCAUGCUGACAGCUCUGGCCGCCUUCCACUCUGACAAUGACCUUCAAACCGUCCUGCAGCUGCUGCGCACCGGGGACGUCAAUGCCAAGGCCAGCCAGGCCGGUCAGACGGCGUUGAUGCUGGCCGUCAGCCACGGUCGAGGGGACAUGGUGCGGGCGCUGCUGUCCUGCGGGGCACAGGUCAACAUCCGAGAUGACGACGGCUCCACAGCGCUCAUGUGUGCCUGUGAACACGGUCACGUGGACAUUGUGCGUCAGCUGCUGUCUAUGCCGGGCUGUGAUGCCACUCUCACCGACAAUACUGGCAGCACUGCUCUGUCCAUCGCGCUGGAGGCCAGCCAGAACGACAUUGCUGUGCUUCUGUAUGCUCACCUCAACUUUGCGAAGCCCCCGUCCCCUGUUUUACCGAAGUCUCCUCUCCUGGGUUCCUCUCCUCCUGCCGGUGACACUAGAUAAAGCUCCAGCCGAUCCACAGUAGCGACUCAUAUCACAGUGUUUGCUUUUCUCCUCAUCUGUGUAACUUAGAGCAACAAUGAGUUUGUGUGUGCGUUUGUUUUCACCCUCCAUAACUUACAUUAUAACGUGCAGAUAAUUACAUCACAGCAUCGUUAGCCAUUCCUUGUUGUACACUGUGGUCGGUGUGUGCCACUUACAAGUCAAAACUGUUUCAUUAUACAGUUUAUUAUUAUACACGUGUUGUUUUUAUUCCAUUAUGAAUCUCAUAUUAGUUGCUUUAUAGAGCGAUGUGUUUUCAUUGUUAUGUGUACAAUAGCUCUUACACAGUAACAUCAUUAUGUGUGUGUGACCAUCAUCAUUUGGAAUAACAGAAGCCACCCCUCUCGUGGAUAAGUGUCCUUGCAUCACGUAGCUUGUUGGUGCUACAAAAAUCUAUUACUGAAAACACACCACUUCAACAGCAUACCAAUAUUUAUACGCAAGAUUUAUUUACUCUAGAGUAUUUUUGAUAUUGAUUUUUAAAUUUUUUUGACUUAAUUCAGGAUUUCCAAGAAUAACAAUUUUUAUUUUCAAAGCAACAUGAUUUCAGCUUUUUAACCAGAGAACGAGAAAUAAUUUCAUUUGUAAACCACAUUCCCCAAAUUAAACCCAAAGAUGUUUCUCUGUGACUCUGUUAUACUCUGUGGUGAUGAUAUUAACACAGACCUAGCAUCAUGGAGAAGGGAGAAAGAGGUCAGAGUUAUUCUCUGAAGGUACUAUGGUCUUUGUAUUUUUAUAUGUGACGGUAUUUUGGAUGGUGUUAAGGAAAGAUUGGAGUGUAUCUGUGUUUGUAAUAUUCUGUGCGCAUAAGAUUUAACAAGACUUUGUUGAGAAAAGACUGAAAGCACUGGUGUAGCCACCUCCGCUCUGCUGGUAAGAUUUGUCAGGGAACCAGAAAGUGACUGAUUGGGGUCUUUAAAAGACGUGCGGUGUAAGAUGUGAAUAUUAAAAUAAUAUAUGUCAAUAUAAAGUGGUAGUAAUUACGCCUAAAAUUAAAUUCUUUGAACUAAAGUGCAUAGGCUAUUGAUGUCAAAAUUUCUAUUACUUUUGAAAGACUUUUUCCACAAUUUUCAUAUUCACUUUUAAGCAAUUGAAUUUUUAUAAACUUUCAAUUUUUUAAUUUAAGUAUCUAUCUUUUUUAUACAUUUAGAAUUUUUAAGCUCACACCUAUUUUAUGUAAUUGCACAGCUCUUUAGUUUAUGUUUUAUGAAGGUGUAUGUCAAGUUCUAGACUGUGUUACUCCUCUUCUAAUUUGUGCAUUUUGGAAAAACAAUGACUUAAUAAACGUGGACCACACUGUU
Molecule: messenger RNA, 4679 nt
Organism: Cottoperca gobio
Lineage: Eukaryota; Metazoa; Chordata; Actinopteri; Perciformes; Bovichtidae
Gene: kank2
Product: KN motif and ankyrin repeat domains 2
Exons: 13
Coding region: 211-3339 (1042 amino acids)
Biological process (GO): negative regulation of vitamin D receptor signaling pathway; negative regulation of actin filament polymerization; negative regulation of G1/S transition of mitotic cell cycle
Cellular component (GO): cytoplasm
Molecular function (GO): protein binding
Source: RefSeq, a predicted model, not a curated record